Candidula unifasciata is the source of this 423-nucleotide messenger RNA. NCBI's taxonomy places the organism in Eukaryota, Metazoa, Mollusca, Gastropoda, Stylommatophora, Geomitridae. The record is from the annotation of a GenBank genome assembly.
AUUUUCCUGCAAGCUGAUGAGAGAAGUAAAGGGUUUCUGGACAGUUAUGACUUGAAAGUUGCCAUGAUGAUGAUGUUUGGACUCAAGAUAUCACAACAGGAAGCAGUAGAGUUGCUGACACACUAUGGAAGCCAGCAUCCAUCUGGUGUUUGGGGUAUGAGUCCAUCUCAGUUCCAGAAGGCAGUCACAGAACAGCCCACAGUUGAUCAAGAUGAACAGAUCAGAAAUGCUUUCAUGCUGUUUGAUAAAUGUUGUCGAGGAUUCCUGACUCUAGAGGAUGUUAGGUCAGCAUUUCACCAGGUUUGUCCACAUUUGGCUGAUCACAGAAUAGAAAUGGCUUUCAGAGAACUGGAUAGUGAUAAGGAUGGGAGAGUCAGCUACACAGACUUUGACAUGAUGAUGAAAGUUGACCACUUGUCAUAA